Molecule: messenger RNA, 7925 nt
Organism: Heterocephalus glaber (naked mole-rat)
Lineage: Eukaryota; Metazoa; Chordata; Mammalia; Rodentia; Bathyergidae
Source: RefSeq, a predicted model, not a curated record
UCAGUGCAUGGUUACGUUCAUAAUGGGAAGAUGGUACAUAUACCUAACACAUCUUAAUUCUUUUUACUCCUCCUUCACAUCGCUACGGAAGUCUUUCAAAAUUUGUAAACUCAAUUAGAUGCUCAGAAUAUCUGAGAUGUAAUACUGCCCCCUGGUGUCCAGAACUGGAAUGGCACCUUUCCACAAUAUAGAACACUCAAUAGUGUUCGCCAAAGAAAUCUGAGCCCGAAAAUGUAGAUGAAAAUGUGAAUUCCUCUAAGUGACAUAGGUAUUUUGGCUUACUUAUAAACUGCGUAAGUUAAUACAUAUAGAUUUAAAAAGGUAAAACGUGCCGAAUUAAACGAAGAAAAGCAGUGCUCCAGGUGAGGAUCGAACUCACAACCUCGGCAUCGCUCCGCCCGCACUGUUAUAUAAGUACCGCGCGCUAACCGAUUGCGCCACUGGAGCUUCGACCGCACCCUCUGGCAUUUAAAUCCUUCAGUUACUCAUAACCACGUGACCGCUGGACAGCUCUGCAUGGAUUGGCUAUGCAAAUAGAAUCUUCCGGUUGACCAAUAGGAGGAAGAGGAUGACUAGUUCCGGAUUCUCACGCCUCACAGGCCCUUGCUGUAAAAGGGAAAAGUCCUCGGGCCGCCUGGAAUGUGGGGCAGUGGCCUGCCAGAGGACUCGCCUCCUCAUGAAUAUUCAGAAACCAGGGAGGCGGGGUCUUAACCCUUUGUAGGCAGCCCGGCCGGAAAGCGGCCCCUCCCCGCCCCCCCGCGGGGAGGAACAGGAUAUGAGCCCCGGCGUCAAAGGGGGAUGGGAAACCUCGGGCGACCGCCCCCCGCCCCAAAGCUGGGACCCGACUGUUCCGCCCCAGAUGUGGCGCUGCCGUCACCAGGGCCUGGUACCACCCGCCCCGGAGGCUGAGGGAUCGCUCAGACCCAGACGUCCGAGAUUUCUGUAUCGCGUCUUGAGAGACCUCGAAGUCCAGACCCCCGCGUCCGGGCUGAGGGACCUCAGGUGCCCAGCGCCCCCUCCUGGAGCAGGCAUCAGCCCCGCGAGACCCGGGAGCCUGAGCGUCUCGUACCCGGGUCUGAAGAACUCAGGAUCCAGAACCGUAAUUCUCUCAAGAGCAUUUCCCAGAAAUCCGAGUCAAAGACCGUCGGGGUGGAGGAACUUAGGGUCCGGACCUCUAGCGCCUUAAUUAUAGUCUGUUUGGGGCUGCAGCGUCCCCCACUUCAAGGGGACCCAGGAGUUUGGGACGCCGUGCGCGCCCGCCUUGAGGAGAUUUGAUCCCUGAGACUAGAAUUUGGGGAACUCCGGAACCCGUGCCCCUACGGCCCUACCUAGAAAACUCAGGAAUUUGAGUCCCCAGCGCCCCCAUCGGAGUCUGAAGAGUCGAAGCUCCCAGCAUCCCCCACUUAGAACACCAGGAAAUUCGGACUACUGGACCCCAACCCCAGAGACCCGGGAUUCUGGCUCCUGGAGCCUGAGAGCUCGAAGUUCACGCCCCGGGGUCCCGGGGCCCGCGCCUCCCUCCUUGGGGACCGCGAUCGGGCAGACCGGGAACCCGGCUCGGCGCCCGGCGCGGGCGGCUCCCCGGGAGGUUCUUUACUCGUCCCCCUCUUUCUGUCACUUUACCUGUGUGUUCCCCCGCCCCAUUAGUGGCUCCCGGGGGUCCUUCCCUGGAUUUAGACUGGCCUCCUAAUUCCCAGCACCCCUCUGUGAGUCUGGGCGGCAAGAAGGCCUGUGGGUCGUGUACCCGAGAAGGGGACUUUCUGCAGGUGGCAGCCGUGCCUCUCAGCCAUGCCUGAGGGAGCCCGUGGACAGAGCUUGCCCAAGCCCAGCCUCGGGUGUGGCCACAGAGGCGAAGUCUGUGACUGCCCAGCUGUGUGUGGGACUCGGACAGUGCCCACCAUGGCCUCCCCCCGAGGUUCUGGGAGCUCCACAUCCCUGAGCACAGUGGGCUCUGAAGGGGACCCGGCCCCAGGGCCCAGCCCAGCCUCCUCAGCCUCCAGGCCAGAGCCCCUACCAGGGCCCCCUAUCCGCCUGCAUCUGUCACCCGUGGGGAUCCCAGGUUCAGCAAAACCCUCGAGGCUAGAGCGUGUGGCCCGGGAGAUCGUGGAGACAGAGCGGGCCUACGUCCGAGACCUCCGCAGCAUCGUGGAGGACUACCUGGGCCCUCUGCUGGAUGGCGGUGUCCUGGGGCUGAGCAUGGAGCAGGUGGGCACAUUGUUUGCCAACAUCGAGGACAUCUACGAGUUCAGCAGUGAGCUCUUGGAGGACCUGGAGGGCAGCAGCAGCGCCGGGGGCAUCGCUGAAUGCUUUGUGCAGAGGAGCGAGGAUUUUGACAUCUACACGUUAUACUGCAUGAACUAUCCGAGCUCCCUGGCCCUGCUCCGGGAGCUGUCACUGUCCCCACCAGCAGCCCUGUGGCUGCAGGAGCGUCAGGCCCAGCUUCGUCACUCACUGCCCCUGCAGAGCUUCCUGCUGAAACCUGUUCAGCGCAUCCUCAAGUAUCAUCUGCUACUGCAGGAACUAGGCAAGCACUGGGCAGAAGGCCCAGGGGCUGGAGGCCGUGAGAUGGUGGAGGAAGCCAUUGUGUCCAUGACAGCAGUUGCCUGGUACAUCAAUGACAUGAAGCGCAAGCAGGAGCACGCAGCACGCCUCCAGGAGGUGCAGCGGCAGCUGGGAGGUUGGACUGGCCCGGAGCUCAGUGCUUUUGGGGAGCUGGUGCUGGAGGGUGCAUUUCGAGGUGGCGGAGGGGGCGGCCCCCGGCUUCGAGGGGGUGAGCGGCUGCUCUUCCUGUUCUCACGGAUGCUGCUCGUGGCCAAGCGCCGGGGGCCCGAAUACAUGUACAAGGGCCAUAUCUUUUGCUGCAACCUGAGUGUGAGUGAGAGUCCUCGCGACCCUCUAGGGUUCAAGGUGUCCGAUCUGACCAUUCCCAAGCACAGGCACCUGCUUCAGGCCAAGAACCAAGAAGAGAAGAGGCUGUGGGUUCACUGUCUCCAGCGCCUCUUCUUUGAGAACCAUCCUGCCUCCAUCCCAGCCAAGGCAAAACAAGUCCUCCUUGAAAACAGCCUGCACUGUGCUCCGAAAAGUAAGCCUAUCUCAGAGCCCCCGACAUCCCCACUUGGGUCUCCCCAACCUCAAGAUACUAAAAGUUUCACCCCUGGCUGGAGGAACACAGCACCAUCUCCGGGAGCCUCUGGCAGCCGCCGUGGGCGCAGGCAGUCUGAACCGGUGAAGGACUCUUUUGUCAGGUUUCCACACAAUGCUAAGCCUAUAUUCAAGCAUGCUGGCAGUGAAGGGGAGCUCUAUGCCCCCUCGGAAUCACAGCCACCAGUGUCAACUCCUGCACCCCCUGAAGACCUGGAGGAUGCUGGCCCCCCAACGCUGGACCCCUCUGGAACUUCAAUCACUGAAGAAAUCCUGGAACUACUAAACCAGAGAGGCCUUCGGGACCCAGGGCCAGUCACCAAUGAUAUUCCCAAGUUCCCUGGAGACUCCCAGGUGCCAGCUGACAGCGAAACCCUCACAUUCCAAGCCCUGCCCAGCCGAGACUCUUCAGAAGAAGAGGAGGAGGAAGAGCUGGAGAUGGAUGAACGGGAGCCUUCCCCACUCCAUGUCUUAGAAGGGCUUGACAGUUCCAGUGCAGCCGAAAUUCCCGACAUUCCCAACCUCACCAAGAUUCCUGACGUACCAAACCUCCCUGAAAUUUCUGAAGUUCCCCACCUUCCCAGUCUCUCUGACAUUCCUGGUGUUUUUGAAAUGCCCUACCUUCCAGCCAUGCCUGAUGUGCCCAAUAUUCCCUGUCUUUCUGAUUCUCCCUCCCUUCCCUGUGACCCCUGGCUCCCCGGACCUCUGCAGGAGCCAGCUGAGGCACUACCCACCAGGAGGGAACUGUUCCCUGGAAGCAAUGCUGGAAAACUGGGAGAGCCCACUUCAGGAAGCAGGGUUGGGCAGGCUGAGGAGGAAGAAGGGAUAUUCUCAGAUUUCCAGCCCCAGGAUAUCACCCAAGCUCAGGGAUUCCCCAGUGAGCUGGAAUUCCACUCUUGCUCAGAAAUCCGGAGUGCCUGGCAGUCAUUGGAGCAGGGGCAGCUGGCCCGGCCAGGCUUCCCAGAACCACUGCUCAUCCUGGAGGACUCGGAUCUGGGUGGAAACAGUGGGAGUGGGAAGGCAGGAGCCCCACACUCAGAGCGGGCAGCGUCUCGCGUGCGAGAACUGACCCGGCUCUACAGUGAGCGGAUCCAGCAGAUGCAGCGGGCUGAGACACGGGCAUCAGCCAAUGCCCCCCGCCGCAGGCCACGGGUCCUGGCCCAGCCCCAGCCGACCCCCUGCCCACCCCAGGAGCAGGCUGAGCCUGGGCCCCUUCCUGCCUUUGGACACGUGCUGGUGUGUGAGCUGGCCUUCCCGCUGACCUGUGCCCAACAGUCUGUCCCCCUGGGCCCUGCUGCCCGGAUUCAAGCUGCCAUACCCUUAACUAAGCAGAGAGGACACCUGGAUGGCCAGAGUCUAAAUGUUUCAGAUUUGCCUGAGCAAGACCAGCUGGAUAUUCGCAUUUGGGCUCCUGCCUUGCCUGAGCAAGGAGUCCUCCAGAAUGCCCCGGCCCCAGCCACGUCACUCAAGCAAGAAGCCCCUCCAGACACCCAGCUGUCAUCUGUUUCAACUUUGCCUGAUCAAAGCCACCUGGAAAUCCAGAUUCCAUCCGCCACUCCCAUGCCUGAGCAUAGAUGUGACAUGGAUAUACAGCUUCCAUCUAUCACCUGCUCUUCUGACCAAGGGCGCCACGUGGACAUCCAGAUUUCAACCACUCCAGCAAUGCCCAAGCAGAGAGGUUGUUCUGAGCUCAUGGUUUUAGCCGCCACCCCUUUACCCAAGCAAGAAGGCUAUCUAGACAGCCAGAGCCCAAGCAACAUCCCAGGGGCUGAGGAAGUAGGUUCGAGGGAUGACCAGUGCCCUGCCACUGUCUCUGGCCGAGGCUUCAACCCUAUGCUGAGUCGAGGAAGCAGCUUGGACCAUCAGAUCCCAGCUGGCAUCCCUCUGCCCUUGUCACGUGACUCCCCAGACAUUUCUGUUGCAGGCGCCUCGCCUCUGCCUGCAUGUAGAGGGUACCUGGACUGUCAGGUUCCAGCGGGCUCACCUCUGUCUUUGUCUCAAGACCUCUUGGACAUUCAAGUUCCAGCUGCCACUCCUUUGCCCCAGCCGCAAGGCCUCAUGGACAUCCAAGUCCAAGCCCUCCCCUCUUUGCCCAAACAAGGAGACCCCUCAGCCAUCCAGGGCCCCACUGCCACACUACUGCCUCAGGAGCAUGGCCUUACAGACACACAGGCCCCCAGAGUCACACCUGUGUUGGGGCAGCAAGAAUUCCCAAACAUCUGCCUUGCAGCUGCCACUUUACCUGAGCAAGGCAGCCCUCAGGACAUUCAAAGCCUGGUACCCAUGCCAGUUCAGACCACUGGGAUUUUAUCCAAAGCAGGAGGCCCCUCAGCCUCUCUUGUUGCUAGGUCAGAGUCUACAGACUUGACCCCACCCCACAGUCCCCUGCCCCCCACCCAUCAGCUCCUGGGCCCCACUGCAGCUGCCCUCUCAAGAUACCUGGCAGCCUCCUACAUCAGCCAGAGCCUGGCUCGAAGGCAUGGGGCUGGGGGAGAAGCCCCCCUGGCCUCCCGGGCCCCCUGGUCCUCUGCUCCCACGUCCCGGGCACCUUCACCCCCGCUCCAGCCCCAGCCCCCACCACCCCCAGCCAGGCGGCUCAGCUACGCCACCACGGUCAGCAUCCAAGUGGGAGGUGGGGGGCGGCUGCGGCCAGCCAAGGCCCAGGUCAGGUUGAACCACCCUGCUCUCUUGGCCCCCCACCCAGGAGCCUGUGGGCCUCCGCAGGGCCCAGGAGGCUCCUGAUGCCCCCUUUCUGUAGUGAUUCAGGACAUCAGGCUUCCCAAAAAGCAAUGACUUCAACCAGUGCCGCACACUCCCAGAAUUUCACCCAGAAGUCCCGACACAGGUCUAGAGGUGGCUGCAGCCUUCUUGCUCCUCAGACCUGUUUGCACAAAUGGCCCUUCUUGAUUUGAUCCAACAGGGAUGGGGAAGGGGGGGCAUCAUUAAUAUUUUAUUAAGUAAUACAGGAUUCUGUGUUUUCCCCUUCUGAUGUUUGUGGAGGGGGUGAUAGGAUGUGUUGACCACACGAUCACUGGUUCUGAGAAUUGGAAGGAUCUCAAGUGUUUGAGAAUUACUAGAAACUAGACCUACUACAGUUUGAUGUGCAAGGCGCUCAUUAUCAGGAAAUCCAGGUUAAGUCUGUCUCCCAGCUGGGGAUGUGGCUCAGUGGAAGAGCACUUAGCAACAGGUGCAAGGUGCUGGUUUCAUACCCAGUACUGAAAGGCCCUGUAGUCCCAGCACUCAGGAGGCUGAGGCAGGAGGGUCCUUGUGAGUUCAAGGACAGCCUGGGCUACAUAGCAAAACCCUAUCUCAAAAAAUGAAAAGGGGCAGGGGCUUACUCCCAAUAGACUUCUCGGAGUUCAUUUUCUUAGCAACUUAAGGAGUAUCCAGCUUAUGUCCUAUAAUCAUCUAUUCAUGUCACAUGCUCAGCUGUUGCUCCAUCUGUCCUCCCCUCUGGUGUGUAACUCUCCAUCUUCCAAACUACUAUCUUUUGCUUAUCCAACUAUCUCUACCCUUUCAUUCUUCCAUCCUUCCCCCAUGUAACAUUCCAUUCCUCCAUCAGCCCAAACAUCUAACAUUCUACCUGUCCAUCUCCAUCUGGCACCCCCACUCCAUUUGUCUCUGUCCCUCUGUCAGUCACUCAUACACCUCAUUCACCCGUUUCCAGAUCCAUUAGCCCACCCAUCCCUCCUCAUUGGGGUUCUGGGGAAGACAGUUCCAUGCUAACAUUAGGGUGGAUCAGGUUUAGGGCUCUGGUUUCCCUUGGCAGCCCCUCCCCAUCCACAUGAAUAUCCCAAUUCUUGUGCCCACCCCCACACACCACAUCCUUCACCCCCUCCUUUGGGACUGCAACAAUUCCUCAACAUGGUUCCUCCCACAAAAUAACUCCAGUCAUAGACAAAAGGCUUUUAUGGUAGGAUCCUCCUGCCCUCUCCUUCCUGCAUUGGUGGGCUCAGAACUGAGGAUAAUUUAGGCAGUUUAAUAAUAUCAGCUGCUUCUAUCAAACACUUAAUGAGGCAGCACUGUGUCAUGGUGAAUUCAAGCUCCAUCUUUUCUCGGUGUGUGACCUUCCUCUCUGAGCCUGUUAUGUACAAAAUGACAGUGCCUGUUCCCUAGGAAUGGCUCCGGCAUCCAGGGAGUGUACCCUCACUCCCCAGAGGUGCCCAAGUCUCUGGCUCAGCAAGGGCUCCAUCCAAAUCACAGGGACCCCAGGACCUAGCCUCAGCCUAUUGAAUCAGAACCUCCAGAGCAGAGCCUGGGAAUCUGUUAGCAUCUGGCUAAUGGCAAAAAGCUGACAGUACUAGCUGCAUACCAUGAGCAUUCCAGUCAAUUUUCUGUGCGCCUAUCCACUUUGGGUCUUCACAGUAUCCCUGAAGGGCAAGUGAGGGUGUGUUUUCAUUGGUUUUGUUUUGUUUUGGGUCGGUACUGGAAAUCAAAUGCAGACCCUCUAUGCUAGACAAGUGCUCUCACUGAGCUACACCCCCCAGCCCCCUGUGAAGAUGGCUUUUGUAACAGGUGUAGGGAUAAAGAAAGGGAGGCAGGGAGAAAGGGACCUGCCUAGUCCCACAGCUAAGAAAGGGCGAAGAUGGACCAAGCCUUGCAGCCUUGCUCAAGUCUGUGCUCUCAGAUUUGAGUGCCUGUCCAAUACUAGGUGCCCAAGGCCCAUUUCCUUGGCCCCCUGAGCUUGUAGCCUGUUGCUUCCUGGGGCCCAUGGGAUCCUGGCACUCGGCUGAGUUAGGCAGCCAGCAAGGCCUGGCUCAAUAAAUGUUAGCUGGUGGCUUCUA